Messenger RNA from Vigna angularis (adzuki bean), 1883 nucleotides. RefSeq names its product molybdate transporter 2. Lineage: Eukaryota; Viridiplantae; Streptophyta; Magnoliopsida; Fabales; Fabaceae. The record is from RefSeq and is a predicted model, not a curated record. Gene Ontology annotation, molecular function: molybdate ion transmembrane transporter activity. The transcript has a single exon. Bases 78 to 1463 code for a protein of 461 amino acids. Gene Ontology annotation, biological process: molybdate ion transport.
AUUAUAAAAACUACACAAACUUCGUUCUUUUUGUAGUUUAGCUCACAGAAGCAAUCAACAGCAUUCAAUAGGGCGAAAUGUCAACCACCACCACCCCUCUCCUCCGCCACAACCGGUGGCUCCCCUCCUCCAUCAAACUGAAGACAACCCUUUUCUCGGAGCUCUCAGGCGCGGUGGGUGACCUAGGGACUUACAUACCCAUCGUGCUGGCUCUGUCUCUUGUCAACAACUUGAAUCUCACUACCACACUGAUCUUCACUUCGCUCUACAACAUCGCCACCGGCUUGCUCUUCGGCCUCCCCAUGCCGGUCCAGCCCAUGAAGUCCAUCGCCGCCGUUGCCAUCUCCGCCUCGCCGCCGCUCACCAUCGCCCAGAUCUCUGCCGCCGGUCUCUCCGUCGCCGCCGUCCUCCUCGUCCUCGGAGCCACCGGUCUCAUGUCUGUCCUCUACCGCUACCUCCCCCUCCCCGUCGUCCGCGGAGUCCAACUCUCCCAGGGCCUCUCCUUCGCCUUCUCCGCCGUCAAAUACAUUCGCUACGACCAAGACCUCGCCAAAUCAAAAUCCGGCCCUCCACGCCCCUGGUUCGCCCUCGACGGCGUCGCCGUCGCCCUCACAGCCGUCCUCUUCCUCGUCCUCACAACCGGCGCCGGGGACGACCCACCUCCGCCACAACAACAACAAGAAGACGAAAAUGAAAACAGAGUCAGGGUUCGCCGGAGGUUGCGGGUUUUGUCAACUAUCCCUGCAGCGUUGAUAGUGUUUCUGUUUGGUCUGGUGUUGUGUUUUGUUCGCGACCCUUCCAUUUUCGGAGAUCUUAAGUUUGGGCCUUCGAAGAUUUCCUUGGUUAAGAUUACCUGGGAAGAUUUUAAGGUUGGAUUCGUCAGCGCCGCAAUUCCUCAGAUUCCGUUAUCCGUUCUGAAUUCAGUUAUUGCAGUUUGUAAGCUCUCCGGGGAUUUGUUUCCCGAACGUGAAGCUUCGGCGAUGCAUGUUUCAGUGAGUGUGGGACUUAUGAAUUUCGUGGGGUGUUGGUUCGGAGCCAUGCCCUGUUGCCACGGAGCUGGAGGUUUGGCGGGACAGUACAGGUUCGGAGGUAGGAGUGGUGCUUCGGUGGUUUUCCUUGGGAUUGCAAAGCUCGUGCUUGCUCUGGUUUUCGGGAACUCCCUCGGAAGAAUCUUGGGCGAGUUUCCGAUUGGGAUUCUUGGAGUGCUUUUGUUGUUUGCAGGGAUUGAAUUAGCCAUGGCUGCCAGAGACAUGAACACUAAACAAGAAUCGUUCGUUAUGCUUGUUUGUGCUGCUGUUUCACUCACUGGUUCAAGUGCUGCUUUGGGAUUUUUUGUGGGCAUUGUGCUAUACUUACUCCUCAAAUUGAGGGAGCUUGAAUGUGGAGCUUUUCCCUUUGGAUUUUGCUCAUCCAAAACCACCAAGUCUUCUCAGGAAGAAGAACAUGCAAGCUUAAUUGCUUAGACAACAAUUUUUAUUCCUAUAUAUAUAUACUCUAUGUUCCAGAAAAUGAUCAGCAAUGUUGUGAUCAUGUGGGAAUGUUUCUGUAUUUGUAUUGAUUUAAUAUUUUAGAGUGAGGAUGUAUAGUGUAGAAAACUAUAUGUAGUUAGAGAUAUCAGAGUUUGUUUAUCCAUUUGAAUAAGGAACUUUUGGCAAACCAGAAUGCUGGUGGAGUGGGGAACAUCUGAAGAUGGCACAAAAAAUUUAGGACUUCACAGUUCAUAAUUCAGUGUUUGGAUUUUGGAUUUACUCGCUUUUCUGCUGAAAAGCGCUUAUUGCAGCUGGGGAAAGUAUCCGUAUAGUUCCACAAUUAUAGGAUAUUGUUAAGUUGUCACAUGAAAGUAUUUUAUGUAUAUAUAAAUUUAUGUUUAUUUCUUUUGUUUA